AUAAGUGUUUAGAUGCAUCUUCAAAAUUUUUUUAUACAAAGUAUAUAUUUACACAUAAUAUUAACUCAAAAAUAUUUAUUUAUGUUUUAACGUGAAUGAGACGCACACAGGUGUUAUAUCCGACAACCUUAGAGAGCACAAAGCUUUAUACAAGUUUGUGGAAACUGGUGAUUGGGAAGGCACGAGCUCAUUCUUGAGGGAUCAACCGAAUGCCAUAUUUUGGGCUCCGCCUUCAGGUAGGACGGUUCUUCAUGUUGCAACAAUAGAAGGACAUAUGAAAAUUGUGUAGGAGUUAGUGUACUUAGGGAAGAAGCAAUUAGUAGAAAUGCAGGAUGAGGAUGGUAAUACUGCUCUUGCUCUUGCUGCUAUUUAUGGAGACAUUAAUAUAGCAAGACGUUUUGUAAAUGCGGAAGGUGGCGAAGAAUUGCUUGCUAUACAGAACAAAGAGGGUGAGAUCCCUCUUCUUAUGGCUGCUAAUUCAGGACGCAAAAGAAUGACUCGUUACCUUUACCUUAGAACUUCUUCCCAUGUCAUUGAUCAGCAGUCUUCACAUAAUCGAGUUUUGCUUCUGGAACGAUGCAUCCAAGCGCAUAUAUUUGAUGUGGCUUUGAAAUUGCUUAAAUCUUACGAAGAACUGCCCAUUGAAUCCUUACCUAUCUUGCACCAAUUGGCUCGAAUGACUUCUGCACAUUUACAGCCCAGUCUUUGGCAGACAAUAGUUUACAGUUUGAAAAAUGGUAAGAUUUUCCUUUUUUUUUUACCUAAUUCUAACAUUCAGGAAGAAUCGACAAUUAUGGAUUCAUGUGGACUGAAAUCUCAAAAUAGAGAGAGAGUACUUGGACACAAGAAUGAAUUUCUACAAAUAUUAUGGUAUUAUAAAGAUAUUAUUUCGAUGUUUAAUAGUUCACAACUCAGGGAAGCUUUGGUGUAUGAUGCCAUGUUGGAAGCAGCAAAGCAUGGAAAUGUUGAGUUCAUAAAUGAUAUGAGGGAGGCUAACCAUGACGUCUUACGGGCAAUGGACAAUCAUGGAAGAGACAUAUUUUCGUAUGCGGUUCUUCAUCGCAAACACAAUGUGUUCCAACUCAUGCAUACUCUCUGUGGAAAUAAGGACAUAAUUAGCUAUACAACAGACAUGUUUGACAAUAACCUAUUGCACUUGGCGGCACAUUUAGGACCUUUGUCCGAUCUGAAUCUCAGACCCGGUGCUGCUCUCCAAAUGCAAAGAGAAAUUCAAUGGUUUAAGGUGCAUUCAUCUUCAUUAGUUUUCUCUCUCUCUAGUGCAAUAUAUAGUCCAUGCAUACAUUAACGUGGAUGAAAUGAGUGCAGGCAGUGGAGGAAGUUGUGCAUGUGAAAUGUAGAGAAGCCAAAAAUGAUGAGGGUAAGAAGCCUGAAGAGAUGUUUAAUGAA
Vigna umbellata (rice bean) is the source of this 1407-nucleotide messenger RNA. The record is from RefSeq and is a predicted model, not a curated record. Lineage: Eukaryota; Viridiplantae; Streptophyta; Magnoliopsida; Fabales; Fabaceae.